Messenger RNA from Lineus longissimus, 1687 nucleotides. RefSeq names its product neuropeptide SIFamide receptor-like. The transcript has 3 exons. Gene Ontology annotation, cellular component: plasma membrane. Gene Ontology annotation, molecular function: peptide binding; neuropeptide Y receptor activity. Gene Ontology annotation, biological process: cellular response to hormone stimulus; G protein-coupled receptor signaling pathway. The record is from RefSeq and is a predicted model, not a curated record. Bases 287 to 1444 code for a protein of 385 amino acids. Lineage: Eukaryota; Metazoa; Nemertea; Pilidiophora; Heteronemertea; Lineidae.
GACGCAUCGUGGAAUAUAGAUUUUUCAAAUAGUUGUGUGUUAGCAGUGCAUAGGUGCGGAAAGUCUAAGCACAGAUAGGUUCUCUCGGCGCAGGUCGCCACAAAAACAACAACAGGUAAACAUACGGUGGAAUAUCACUGACACGCUUCAUCAGCAAACAGUUAAGAAGUUCUGCACUUUCUAUCACUUUUACUCAAAGGUUAUGUCAGCUUUAGCGCAAUGUAAAGGAUAACACUUUUAGGCGGAUUUAUUUCUUGGAUUAUUCAAAGAGGAAUAAACAAAGAAGAUGGAAGGAAAUCUUACGGGAAACGCGUCUGUACCUUACAACUUCACCGACGAAGAGGAAUACCUUUUGAUUACUGGACUUUGGAAACAGCCGUUGCAUUUGAUUCUUAUUUAUUCUUUUGCAUAUUCGGUUGUGUUUACGCUUGCCGUUGUAGGAAAUAGUCUCGUUGUCUCGGUGGUGUACAAAAAUCCCCGAAUGCAUACGGUUACAAACUAUUUCAUAGUGAAUCUUGCAAUAGCGGAUAUGUUGGUUUCAGUCAUCGUAUUGCCGAUUACGCUUCUCUCCAAUCUUAUGUACGGUUGGAGGUUUGGAGCCGUAACAUGUAAAGUGAUUCCAUACCUUCAAGGAACAGUCGUCAGUGCCUCAGUUAAUACAUUAGCAGCUAUUGCUGUAGAUAGGUAUCUCGCCAUAUGCCAUACGCUGAAGUGUAAAGUCUCGCGAGGGACAGCAAAAUUCGUGAUCUUAUUCAUCUGGAUGAUAUCCGCCAUUAUCAUGAUCCCCUGGGCCCUCUUCUAUCAACACAAAUCAGUACAGAUAAAGAACGUGACGUUAUAUUACUGUGCUGAGAUCUGGAAAAACGAGGAGGACAAGAAAUCGUUCUUUUUAGGUGCUAUUUUUCUAACAUGCUACACCAUUCCAUUGAUUUUAAUCACUGUGUGUUACAGCCUUAUAGGACUAAAAGUCUGGAAUCGCGACCCACCGGGCGUUCAUACGAGGAAUGGAGUUGUGUACCGAUCAAAAAUCAAAGUGGUGAAAAUGCUGCUGGUAGUCGUGAUUCUGUUUGCCUUCUCUUGGUUACCUCUUUAUGCAAUUCGCGUGAGAAUUUUCUUUGGUCCCGAAUUCGACAAAUAUACGUCUGAUAUUGUCCUAAAUAUACUCAAUCCUAUCUGCCAAUGGUUAGGUUCUUCCAACUGUUGUGUGAAUCCACUGGUUUAUUGUUUCUUCAGCAAGAAAUAUCGCAGAGGAUUUAAAAUUGUUACUAUGUGUUGCAGACGGGUGAAGUUUACGGAGUUGCAGCGUGGGAAUUCUAGCACUGUGUAUCAGACGAUGCCAGACGUGGUUAACGGUAAUGCGCAGGAGUCACUCGUGAUAAGACAGAACCAAUUCCCCGUGAGAAGCAAGCUCACCAGAAGGUCGACGAACAUGACCGCCGUUUAACACCUCUAGUUCUCUCUUUCAUCAUUAUUUCAUCUGGAGUAUUGUUAAGCUUAUUCGAUGCCUCGACAGACGGGAUAAAAUCCCUCCCAUCAUUGCUUUGCCACCGCUGCUGCAUAGAAGGGGACCGAGACAAACCAACCCUCGGUUACAGUGUCAGAUCGCACUUUUUCUUAUCAUGUCUCUUUGAUUUGAUGCUUUCGAGAGAUUCGCAAGCCAUCUUGGCCCUGGUCUACAUUUAAUCAU